Molecule: messenger RNA, 3115 nt
Organism: Camarhynchus parvulus
Lineage: Eukaryota; Metazoa; Chordata; Aves; Passeriformes; Thraupidae
Gene: RAD23B
Product: RAD23 homolog B, nucleotide excision repair protein
Exons: 11
Coding region: 1-1404 (467 amino acids)
Biological process (GO): proteasome-mediated ubiquitin-dependent protein catabolic process; nucleotide-excision repair
Cellular component (GO): cytosol; nucleoplasm
Molecular function (GO): polyubiquitin modification-dependent protein binding; proteasome binding; damaged DNA binding
Source: RefSeq, a predicted model, not a curated record
AUGCGCGUCCCACCCUCCCUCCGAGCCCGGCACCGCCUCCCUCCUCCUCCUCCCUUUCCCGGCCUGUUCCCCGCCACCUCUUCCCGGGGAAGGGACGAGGGCGGCCGGAGUGCGGCACGUACCCGCCGCCAUGCAGAUCACGCUGAAGACGCUGCAGCAGCAAACCUUCCGCAUCGACAUCGACCCCGAGGAGACGUUAUGACUGGAAAGCAAGGGUAUCUGUCCUUGAUAUGGAUACCAACAGGCUGGAAGGUGUUCCCUUUAAAAGUGAAGGCACUGAAAGAGAAGAUUGAAUCAGAAAGGGGGAAAGAUGCCUUUCCAGUAGCUGGCCAAAAACUAAUUUAUGCAGGUAAAAUCCUUAAUGAUGAAACUGCUCUUAAAGAAUACAAGAUAGAUGAGAAGAACUUUGUGGUGGUUAUGGUGACAAAACCCAAAGCAGCAGCUGGAGCGACUCAGCCGUCAAAUGCUACUUCCACUGUUGGCUCAACAACUGCAGCUCCCACAGCAGUUGCUGCACCAAUCCCUGUUCCUGCCCCUGUGCCAGCUCCUGUCCCUCCACCACCAGCAGCAGAUGCAGUUGCUUGUGAACCAGCACCUGUGAGUGCUCCGAAAGAGGAGAAGACAGAAGAAAAGCCACCUGAGGCACCAGUUGCUGUCAGUCCAUCAUCAAUUGACAGUACAACAGGUGAUACAUCUCGAUCAAAUCUUUUUGAGGAUGCUAUAAGUGCACUUGUGACCGGUCAGUCCUAUGAGAACAUGGUGACUGAGAUCAUGUCCAUGGGCUAUGAGCGGGAGCAGGUGAUUGCAGCACUGAGGGCCAGCUUCAACAACCCUGACAGAGCAGUGGAAUACCUUCUGAUGGGGAUACCUGGAGAUAAUCAGGCUGUGGCUGACCCCCCUCAACCACCAAGCACUGGUGCAUCUCAGUCUUCAGCAGUGGCAGCAGCAGUAGCAACUAUACCCACGACUACUAGUUCACUAGGAGGACAUCCACUUGAGUUUUUACGAAAUCAGCCUCAGUUCCAGCAGAUGAGACAAAUUAUCCAGCAAAAUCCUUCUCUGUUGCCAGCAUUGCUACAACAAAUUGGAAGGGAAAACCCCCAACUACUGCAGCAAAUAAGCCAGCACCAGGAACAUUUUAUUCACAUGUUGAACGAGCCAGUUCUAGAGUCUCGCCAAGGUUUAAGUGGCAGUGAUGAUGGUGCCAGCACUGGAGGAAUAGGAGAUGCUGGGAAUGCUCAUAUGAACUACAUUCAAGUAACACCUCAGGAAAAAGAAGCUAUAGAAAGGUUAAAGGCAUUAGGAUUUCCUGAAGGACUUGUGAUACAGGCAUAUUUCGCUUGUGAGAAGAAUGAAAACCUGGCUGCCAACUUUCUUCUACAGCAGAACUUCGACGAAGACUGAGAGAAUUUUUUUUUUUUAUUUCACACCUCACACCAGUGCAUUACACUAACUCUGUUCACUGGAUUGUCUAGGAUAUUUGGGCUUACAUUCAUAAUGCUUGUUGUAUGGAAUAUAGGGGGUGGGUGGAAGGGAGAACAUAGGAAACAAAGCAAAGAAAGCAACAAGUUUUCAAUGUCUGUUUUAAAUUAGCAGAUACAGAAAAUCGCACAGUGUAAAAAAAAAUAUAUAUACAACCAAAAAAUCAGCUUCUGCAGAUAAUUAGUCCCUUCUGUAAACUGUAGGUUAACUUUUUCUAGGUUUUCACUCUUACUGUACUAGUUCCAGAAAUGUAGUGUAAUGCACUGCUUCAUGUUCCUUUCCACUUAGUAUUGACAUUGGAAGUAGCCUGUGUGACGUAGAUUUUACAGUCUGUAUUUCAUGGCAACACUGGAUAGCAGCUUUGUGAAAUCUAAAAGAUCUGAGCAAAUGUAAUCCUGAAUGCCAAAAUAGGGGUAUUCGGGUCUUUUUUCUUCAGCUGUGUUAAAGUAGCACAAGAAACACAGUAUUUUUGUCUAAUGCUGAAUUAGAACAGUGUUGGCUUUUUUCUUUUUUUUUGCAAUGAAAACCCAUUACAGUUAAAAGUGUCCUGAUUAUUGAGAAACACCACCCCCUCCUUUGUCCCCCUGAAAUGAUCUGAGAAACUAUAUACACACAGAAAAAAAUUAUUAUCCUGUUUACAUAUUUUUUCUUUGGGAAAAAAAAUAUAGAUACCUAAUUACUGUUCUUCUAAUGUUAUCUUGCAGUAAAAGUUUUGAAAGCAAUAGAUUGCAUGUUUGGUUUUGUUAUAUGCACUCUAGUGAGUUGAAUAUUCUUUUUCUGCCAGCAAACAAAAUGCAAGCUUCAUUUUUGUCUGCUGCAAUGAGAAUUUAUCAAAUCAAAUUUCACCUUCCCAACUUUGUUGAACCAGCUUUUAUAGUACAGCUAUAAGUGUUCUGUUCUCUUGAGUAGAUUGUAGUGUUCAAGCUAUUUCUGUUAAGUAAGGACUUUUGGGGAUUUAUUCACUUUAUAAGGAUGAGAAGUUCAAAACUUGAGAUAUCAAGCAAACGAUGAAUUUAUUCCAAUGUAAAAAAUUGACACUCGAAACUUUAUAUUGAAAAUAAACUCUGGUUACAGAGUUUUGAAUCUUACUUUUUCAUACCUACUUAUCAUUUAUUUUGUUUAGUCAUCAUAAAAUGUUAACAAUCUUUUUUUUUUUAUACAUGUUUACUUUUAGAGGUAAUUUUGCCCAUCAUUGCAAUACUAUGAAUAAAAACAAAUGUAAAUUUAAUCUAAAGCUGUUCUGUGCAACGUUACCUGAACACAACAUGGGGAUAGUUUGAUUUUUCUACUGUUGUAGUCCAAUUACCUGGAUUACAAAUUUACCUCUGCAGUAACCAGGAAAAAAUAUUAUUAGUGGUACAGCACUGAAUUCCUGUACUACUAAUGAUAUUAAUGAUUUUAAUGAUUUAGUGGUACAACUAAAAAAUUAUUUUCUGCUGAAUUUGUUUAUCAAUGGAUUAACUACUUAGCUACUACUUAAGCUCAAAGUACAAGUCAAGUGUCUUGAAAAACGAGCUAAAAAGACUGAAACAUUUGUAUUUCAUUUCUUCAUUGAUUGGCCAUAGUCUGUAAAAAUAUCUGCACAAAACAAUGAAAUGUAUUAAAGCCUUUUAUUUUUUUUUCUAUUCUUAUA